UUCAUACAACGUGCCACUAGCGGUGUUGGUAAGUGAUAUGUCCUCAUAGUUCUUUUGCGUUUUGUUUUCAGAAAUGAAAUUAACACCAUCCGUAAGAAAAGUGCCAUUCUGUCAGGAGUUGUUACCUUGUGGGACAGUUCAGUAUCAAUGGCGACCCUGUUGUCUGUCGUUACUCUCGUGCUUACUGGUCAACCCAUCACACCUGUAAAUGUCUUUAUGCUGCUAGGUUUUAUGGAUAUCGCAAGAACAAUAACAUGCCUUCAUUUUUCUUCUGCUUUGUUGCAAGGAAACGACGCUCAUGCGUCGCUAGGAAGAAUAGAAGAUUUUCUCCUUUUAGAAAACCUUCCCGCCAUCUUACGUGGUCAGUCUCAAGACGACAUCAGUAACCCAGGGAGCAAGGCAACCAAAGUUACGAGUGGUCUGUCAGAUCAACAGGCGAAAAUGGCAAGGGUAUUCAAUCCUGACCUAAGAAAAACUCCGCUGAACGAGCCCAGUAUUUUAUGUGUGUCGAAUCUGACGAACCGACAAAUCGAGCGGCAAGAUGAAUUUAUUUUGCAGGAUAUUGAAUUUUCCACAGCACCCCAAAGCCUAACAGUCAUUACUGGACCAGUGGGAAGUGGAAAAUCUACUCUUCUCUCAGCGAUUGCUGGCGAGAUCUCUGAAGUUAGCGGGACAAUAACCUUCCAAGGUUCUUUUGUUUAUGUUCCCCAGACAGCUUGGAUCUUCUCUGGAACAAUAAGAGAAAACAUUCUGUUUGGUCAACCAUACGAUGAAACAAAGUACACCAGUGUAAUUGAAGCAUGCGCCCUCAAAGAAGACAUCCAGCGGUUUCCUGACUAUGACAAAACAGUUGUUGGAGAACGCGGAGAAGUUCUGAGUGGAGGUCAGAAGGCGAGAGUAAGUUUAGCACGCGCAGUUUACGCUGAUGUAGACCUUUACUUGUUAGACGAUCCUCUGAGUGCCGUUGACUUUAAAGUUGGCCAACAUAUCUUUGAAACAUGUAUUAACGACCUACUGGGCGAUAAAACGCGAGUGUUAACAUCACAUCAGGAACAGCACAUGAAAGAAGCUAAUCAAGUGAUUGUGUUGUACAAAGGCCGCGUGUUGGAAAAGGGAAGUUUCAUUGAACUGCAAGAAAAGGGUAUUCUAAACACAACUGUUGACCCGCUCUAUCAGACAGUUGGGAAAGAUAGGAAGUAUACUAAGAGCGUUGCUCGGGAAAUUGAACAGAAAAACGGAGGUGAUGGCUGUGACACAAUGGCUCCACUACCCAAUGAACCUAGGAGUUUGGAAAUAUCACAAGAAGAUCGCUCCAUCGGAGUGAUUUCAUCAAAGCUUUACUGGAACUACUUUAGAAGCGGAGUACAUUGGUCAACAAUCUGUGCAGUAAUUUGUUUGUGCUUCAUAACGCAAGCAAUGAUGGUUGCUCCUGACGUCUGGCUCUCGUCGCUAACAAAGAAACUACCAGAAGAUCAGGAAGACAACACAAACUUGACUAUCUAUGCUUGUCUCGUCAGUGGGUCCCUUAUCUUUGCCAUCAUUCGAGCUUAUGGAUUCCUUCUGGUUUCCUUAAGAUGUUCAGAGCGUCUUCAUGACAAGAUGGUUUUGGCUAUUUUACAAGCACCGGUUCAUUUCUUUGAUUCCAAUCCCGUGGGAAGAAUACUCAAUCGAUUUUCUAAAGAUGUAGGGUGCCUUGACGAAUUGUUGCCCAAGACUUUUCUAGUAUCUAUCCAGCGAGUCUUGUUGGUGUUAGCAUCAAUAAUUGUUCCAACUGUUACAAAUCCUUGGCUUCUAUUUCUUGUUGUUCCGUUGAUUGUGUUAGUCUUGUACAUCUCCAAGUAUUACUUGAAAACGUCCAGAGAGCUCAAAAGGUUAGAGUCAAUAUGCCGCAGUCCAGUCUUCUCCCACUUUUCCGAGACCCUGAAUGGACUGGACACGAUUCGAACCAGAGGCAGACAAAGGGAUUUCGUGGAUCAGUUUUACAGAUAUCAAGAUGUUCAUAAUCAGUCCUAUAUUAUGGUGAUGGCCAGUGGGCGAUGGCUUGGUGUACGCUUAGACCUUCUCAUAUCCAUGUUAAUUGGUGCAGUGUCUCUGGCAGCUGUUUUGGUGUCUCAAGAUGCCGCUUGGGCCGGACUUGCGCUUGUUUAUGUCAUCCAAACUUCGAUAAGUGCUCAAUACGCUGUCAAGAAAACCUCGGAUGUCGAGAAUUUCAUGACCUCAGUUGAACGAGUAAUGACGUACACCAAACUUGACUCAGAACCUGGAUACAAAGUGCAUAGGCUUCCCCCAAACCAAUGGCCACACGCAGGAAAUAUCACAUUUCAAGAUGUGUCAUUAACGUACUAUCCGGGGGGACCUCGAGUACUGAAGAGAAUAAAUCUUAACAUCAAAGGAGGAACAAAGAUCGGUGUUGUAGGCCGCACAGGUGCAGGCAAGUCAUCUUUUGUGGCAGCUCUCAUGCGCAUGCCAGAUGCUGAUGGAGAC
This is a messenger RNA of Orbicella faveolata, 2484 nucleotides long. RefSeq names its product ATP-binding cassette sub-family C member 4-like. NCBI's taxonomy places the organism in Eukaryota, Metazoa, Cnidaria, Anthozoa, Scleractinia, Merulinidae. The record is from RefSeq and is a predicted model, not a curated record. Gene Ontology annotation, molecular function: ATP binding; ATP hydrolysis activity; ABC-type transporter activity. Gene Ontology annotation, biological process: transmembrane transport. Gene Ontology annotation, cellular component: membrane.